AUGAAUCCUUCAACAAGUCGUCGUUCUGCUUUAUUAUUGUUGACUUUGAUAGCGAUCUUGCUAUUCUUUAUUAUUACUCCAAUUCAAUCAAGUCCUUUACCUGUCGAUCAGGGUUCAUUACCUGCUCCUGAUAAUAACACCACCACAUCAGUAGAUGGUGGUGAUGACUCAGUAUUCUCUGGAGAUGCUACUUUCUAUAGUCCAGGAUUAGGUGCUUGUGGUUUUUACAAUUCUGAACAUGAUAUGAUUGUUGCACUUAAUGUAGAACAAUUUGGACCUGGCAACCCCAAUUUGAAUCCUAAUUGUAAUAGAUUAAUAGAAAUUACAUGCGGAAAAGAGACCGUUAUUGCAAGAAUUACUGAUAAAUGUCCAGGUUGCAAUUUCGGAUCACUAGACUUGUCUCCAGCCGUAUUCACUAAACUAGCACCUCUAAGUGUUGGAAGAAUGCACAUCUCGUGGGUAUUCUUAAAAGUAAAAUAA
Molecule: messenger RNA, 480 nt
Organism: Diversispora eburnea
Lineage: Eukaryota; Fungi; Glomeromycota; Glomeromycetes; Diversisporales; Diversisporaceae
Source: the annotation of a GenBank genome assembly